AUGGACUUACCCAGGGAUAUCAUCCUCGAUGUUCUUACUAGACUUCCGGUAAAAUCACUUUCUGAGAUGCGUUGCACAUCUAAGACCUCUUUAAACAUAAUUGAUAAUCCAUUUUUUGCGACAUUGCACACUUCACGUUUGCUUAAUUCUGCUGUCAAUUCUACUACUGCUGGUGAAGUACAACUUAUGCUUCUUGCUCAUUCCUGGUCCUCUCGGGAUAAUAAGUUCUUAACAGCCUUGCAAUCAUUGAAAUACAAUGACAAGAAUGGAUUGACAAAAACCAGAGGUUGCAGAGCAAAUAUUUUAUCUGGAGUUGGUGAUUAUAACGUAGAUUUUGUUUUUUGCAACUUGAUUUGCCUUAAACAGCUGACGGGGGCAUUUAAAGCUCCAUGCUUAUUGAUCAAUCCUCUUAGAGGAGGAGAAUUUCUUGAGCUCCCAAUUAAUGACCUCAUUCCACCAUAUGCUAGAAGGUGGUACGGCAUAGGAUUUGACAGUAUAACUAGCACUCACAAGAUUGUUGGUGUUUUCAAAAGUAUGCUACACAAACACCAGGUGGCUUAUGUUUAUACCUUGGGCACAAGGUCAUCGUCAUGGCGAGAAAUACACUCAGUUCCCCAAUGUGAGUUUAGUAGAAAGAAUGUAUUUGCAUAUGGAGACAUGCAUUGGUUGGUUUAUAAUGAUGUGGCUGGAAGAAACCCUAAUCGUAUUAUUUCUUUUGAUUCCAAGAAAGAUGAAUUUGUUUCGACCCCUUAUCCUAAUUCAUCACAAGGUUUUAUUCGUGGUUUGCUAGUCAUUCACUUGCUUAACUUGAGAGGAUGUUUGGCCAUUGUGUCAUCUGGGAAUUUGUUUGUUGAGAUAUGGGUGCUAAAAAAUUAUGAGAAAAAGGAGUGGGCAUUAGAUUACAAAAUUGACAACGAAAUGUUGCCUAAUGGUUCUCCGCUAAAUUCAAUUGAGUCUUGUGGUGAAUUGGAGCACGGGAUAUUUUUCACUGAAAUGAAAGAUCCUCUUAUGUUUUACUUCUGGGACAUAAGAUAUAAAUCCAUAAAAUAUAUCACAGGUGCUAAAUUAUUCCCAGACAUGUUCAGUUAUGAUAAUCUAUAUUAUCAUCUUUGGGGUAGGAGGCGGCAGUGGCGACCCUUUAUAAGCAUCUUCAGUUGUACUAGAGGCUUGAUUUCCUUAAAGACUUAUGGCAAUUUAGUUGAAAGACGAGUGUGCAGGUGGACAAUUUUUGAAGCAGCAAAAACGAGGACAUGGCAUUUUGAUUGA
This is a messenger RNA of Prunus mume (Japanese apricot), 1266 nucleotides long. Its product is annotated as F-box/kelch-repeat protein At3g06240-like. The record is from RefSeq and is a predicted model, not a curated record. Gene Ontology annotation, molecular function: protein binding. NCBI's taxonomy places the organism in Eukaryota, Viridiplantae, Streptophyta, Magnoliopsida, Rosales, Rosaceae.